This is a messenger RNA of Manihot esculenta (cassava), 2578 nucleotides long. RefSeq names its product protein S-acyltransferase 24. Gene Ontology annotation, cellular component: Golgi membrane. The record is from RefSeq and is a predicted model, not a curated record. Lineage: Eukaryota; Viridiplantae; Streptophyta; Magnoliopsida; Malpighiales; Euphorbiaceae. Gene Ontology annotation, molecular function: protein binding; palmitoyltransferase activity. Bases 261 to 2249 code for a protein of 662 amino acids. The transcript is spliced from 13 exons. Gene Ontology annotation, biological process: protein palmitoylation.
UCUAGGUCCGGACAUUCACAGGAAAUAUAGCUUCCCCUCUCUGCGAUGGCUUCCUUUAUCGCCUAUGUAUAAUCCUCCAGUCAACACGGAAGCCUAAACGACCCAACUCCAAAGCUUCUCUCUCUCUUCCUCCCUCUCCUUUGAAGAAAAACCCUAAGGCUUCCCAUUCCCUUACCAAUUUGAUUCCAAUUUCAAUUUUUUUUCAUUAAAUCAAUCCUAAUUCCUCCUUCGCUGUUUAUUACCAAUUUAUUGCACAAGAGAUGUCAUCGGAGAUCGAGGUGGUGGAGGAGGUCCAAUUUAAUAAUGCUGAAUCGGCUUCUGUUAAUGGAGCCAAUGGGAUCGUUAAUGGUGGCGUUGUUGGCGAGGAGAGUUUGAGGAACGAUGUUUACACCGCCGCUGCCUAUGGGGAUUUGGAGAAGCUUCAGAGAUUGGUGGAGAGUGAGGGUUGCUCUGUUUCCGAGCCUGAUAGCCUCGGAUACUUCGCGUUACAGUGGGCUGCUUUGAAUAAUCGGACUGCUGCUGCUCAGUAUAUCAUCGAGCAUGGAGGAGAUGUAAAUGCAGUAGAUCAUACUGGACAGACAGCAUUGCACUGGAGUGCAGUUCGGGGUGCAAUCCAAGUGGCGGAGCUUUUACUCCAAGAGGGUGCUCAAGUAGCUGCUGCUGAUAUGUAUGGUUAUCAGACAACACAUGUUGCAGCUCAAUAUGGUCAGACAGCUUUCCUUUAUCACAUUGUCUCAAAAUGGAAUGCUGACGCUGAUGUUCCUGAUAAUGAUGGAAGAAGCCCUUUACACUGGGCUGCUUAUAAAGGUUUUGCUGAUUGUAUACGUCUUCUGUUGUUUCUGGAUGCUUAUAGAGGACGACAGGACAAAGAGGGUUGCACUCCUCUUCAUUGGGCUGCGAUUAGGGGUAACUUGGAGGCAUGCACAGUACUAGUACAGGCAGGCAAGAAAGAAGACUUAAUGGUGACUGAUAACACUGGCCUUACACCAGCCCAGCUUGCUUCUGACAAGAAUCACAGACAAGUUGCUUUUUUCCUUGGAAAUGCUAGGAGGUUGCUUGACAAACGUUGUGAUGGGAACAGCCGCCUGGGACGUAUCUCAAAGUUAGGACUUGCUCCUGUACUUUGGUCUAUAAUACUACUACUCUUGGUGACCUAUGUUAAUUCUGUGAUCUUGGAUCCUACUUUACCAAAGCUGACAGCUGGAUUUGGCCUUCUUGCCUGGAUGAGUGUUUUCCUAGCAACUGCUGGACUUGUUAUGUUUUAUAGAUGUAGCAGGAAGGAUCCAGGUUUCAUAAGAAUGAAUGCGCAUGACCCACAAAGCAUGAAAGAUGAUGAACCUCUUUUGAAGAUUGAGAUAAAUAAUCCUGCUUUGCUAUCUGGAAAUUGGUCUCAACUCUGUCCAACAUGCAAGAUUGUUAGACCUCUUCGGGCAAAGCACUGUUCCACAUGCGACCGCUGUGUUGAACAAUUUGAUCAUCAUUGCCCUUGGGUAUCUAAUUGCGUUGGCAAGAAAAACAAACGGGAUUUCUUUAUGUUUCUUGUUCUAGAAGUUUUGGCAAUGUUGAUUACUGGUGCAAUAGCUCUUGCAAGAGUUCUGACAGAUCCUGCAGCUCCCUCUACAUUCGGAGCAUGGAUAAACCAUGCUGGAACUCAUCAUAUUGGUGCUAUUUCUUUUCUGCUUGUGGAUUUUUUCCUGUUCUUUGGUGUAGCAGUAUUAACUGUUGUGCAAGCUUCUCAGAUAUCUCGCAAUAUAACAACAAAUGAAAUGGCAAAUGCAAUGCGUUAUAGCUAUCUUAGAGGCCCAGGUGGUCGCUUUAGAAACCCAUAUGAUCACGGCAUCAGAAAGAAUUGUUCAGAUUUCUUGAUAUUGGGUUACAAUGAAGAUGUGGAGCAUAUUGAAGAUUCUGAACAUUCCGAGGGGAUUGGGAUGACGCAUAUGACAAGGAAUUUGAACUCACAAAAUGGGGACGCCCAUUCUCAUCACAUCAAUGGCAAUGACCAUGUUGCCAUUAAUGUAAAUUCAGACAUGAAAGGCCAUCAGGGUGGCCAUCACCAUUCUUCCCAUUGCAGCCAUAAUAACCACAUUCACAGCAACGGCCACCACAGCCACAGCCACAGCCAGAGUCAUAGCCUCCACAACCACAGCCACCAUAACCAUAGCUAUGGAAAAUCCAAAACGGAUAGCAUUCCCCUGGGUUUGGGUCUUGGUCUUGGACGGAGCACUGGUCGUGCUGUUGCAGCUUCAUGAUGACGUAUGAAUGAGUGGUAGAAGCUGAAACUGAUGUGUAUUGUAUCAUUAGUUUUUGUAAGUUAAUUGAUUGUUUGAUAUUUUUGGCCUCCAGAGGCGUUUAAUCAUGUACAAAAUAUUACUCGAUUAGAAGGUGAUAGUGGCAGUCAGUGACUCGGUGCUCAUGGCUGAUUUGGCAUUCAGUUAUGAAAUUGAGGGAAAGCGGGUUAAACAACUGUGGGCCCCUGCCCUUCUUCCUCUUGGCAGCUUAUAUUCUUGGUGGUUUCUCUUCUUGUUACUUGGCAUCCAAUUUGAAUAUGAAAUAUCAUAUUAGAAACUUGAAACCUUUA